This is a messenger RNA of Scheffersomyces stipitis CBS 6054, 1137 nucleotides long. It is a transcript of the gene ERG20, whose product is annotated as bifunctional (2E,6E)-farnesyl diphosphate synthase/dimethylallyltranstransferase. Lineage: Eukaryota; Fungi; Ascomycota; Pichiomycetes; Serinales; Debaryomycetaceae. Gene Ontology annotation, biological process: trans, trans-farnesyl diphosphate biosynthetic process. The record is from RefSeq and is a predicted model, not a curated record. Gene Ontology annotation, molecular function: (2E,6E)-farnesyl diphosphate synthase activity; dimethylallyltranstransferase activity. Gene Ontology annotation, cellular component: cytoplasm. Bases 23 to 1075 code for a protein of 350 amino acids. The transcript has a single exon.
AAAAAAACAACACUUCGUCAACAUGAGCAAAGAGGCUUCUAGAGCUAGAUUUAUAGGUGUGUUCGACCAAUUGGUUGAAGAAUUGAAGGAGGUCUUGGUCGGCUACAAUAUGCCUCAAGAGGCUGUAGAUUGGUUUGUCAAGAACUUAGACUACAACACCCCAGGAGGAAAGUUGAACAGAGGUUUAUCCGUAGUUGAUACCUACUGUAUUUUGAACAAGACCACCGCCGUAGAGUUGGAUGACGAAAAAUAUGCCAAGGUAGCUCUUUUGGGUUGGGCCAUUGAAUUGCUCCAGGCCUACUUCUUGGUAGCUGACGACAUGAUGGACCAGUCCAAGACCAGAAGAGGCCAGCCAUGUUGGUACUUGGCUGAAGGAGUAGGAAACAUUGCCAUCAACGAUUCCUUCAUGUUAGAAGGUGCCAUCUACGUGUUGUUGAAGAAGCACUUCAGAAACGACUCGUACUAUGUAGACUUGUUGGACUUGUUCCACGAAGUCACCUUCAAGACGGAAUUGGGCCAGUUAUUGGAUUUAGUCACUGCUGAUGAAUAUGUGGUUGAUUUGGACAAGUUUUCCUUGGACAAGCACUCAUUUAUUGUCAUCUUCAAGACUGCCUACUACUCGUUCUACUUACCUGUAGCCUUGGCAAUGUACAUGUCAGGCAUCAACUCUGCAGAAGACUUGAAGCAAGUGCAAGACAUCUUGAUCCCAUUGGGCGAGUACUUCCAGAUCCAGGACGACUUCUUGGAUUGCUUUGGUACCCCAGAACAGAUCGGCAAGAUCGGAACUGAUAUCAAGGACAACAAAUGUUCGUGGGUCAUCAACCAAGCUCUUUCCCGUGUAAACAAGGAACAGCGUGAGCUCUUGGAUAACAACUACGGAAAGAAGGACGACGUUUCUGAACAAAAAUGUAAGGACUUGUUCAAGGAAUUAGGCAUUGAACAGGUCUACCACGACUACGAAGAAGCUGUUGUUGCCAAGUUGAGAUCACAAAUUGAAAAGGUUGACGAAUCCAGAGGCUUGAAGAAGGAAGUUUUGUCUGCCUUCUUGGCCAAGGUGUACAAGCGUUCGAAGUAGGCUAUACAUCUCUGUAUUGGAAUGUUGGUAUAUCUACAUUAAUAAAUAUUAUUAGAGACUUC